GGGAAUUCGAUCAGGAUGGUGCGGGACCUGGAGGGGAGCCUGGUGGUGACAUUCUGUGCUCCAGUUGUCCUGUCUGCAAGAUACGCCUCCCCGGGCGCUAGAGGAAUGCGACAGGUUCGGGGGGGUGUUUGAUCUCUGUGGACAUCAGUAAAAAGAAUGUUAAAUAAUGCAACAGAAACGAAACAUCCAGAUAAUAGAAUGGGAGGACCUGGACAAGAAAAAGUUCUACUCUGUUGGCAUUUUCAUGACUCUGUCAAUCCGCCUUGCAGUUUAUCCUGUCAUACUGAUUAGAACAAGGCUUCAGGUCCAAAGAGGCUGGAGUCAAUGCAAAGGCACUUCUGAUGCAUUCAGUAAGAUUGUAAGAUCUGAGGGUAUGCGAGGACUGUACAGAGGGUUUCUCGUGAAUGUGUUUAGCCUAAUCUCAGGCCAAGUCAAUGUUACAACCUAUGAACUAGUUUGCAUGUACGUAUCGCACUAUAGCAAUAAUAAUGCAGUUAAGUCGUUUGUAGCAGGAGGUUCAGCAUCACUUGUGGCACAGACUGUCACAGUGCCUUUUGAUGUAAUUUCUCAGCACCUAAUGAUCAUGGGCCAGAAAGUACAGAGCCGAUUACAGUUGUACCAAACUACAGGAGGUAUCAGCCAAAGCUUUGGCCAAGCAAAGAAGGUUAUUGUUCAUAUUUUUAGGAUUGAUGGCCCAAAAGGAUUUUACAGAGGAUAUUUAGCUGCCUUGUUGACAUACAUUCCUAACAGUGCAGUGUGGUGGCCUUCUUAUCUCUUCUUUGCAGAGCAACUUUCAACAUGGGCUCCCAGCAAAUGGCCGCAUUUGGUCCUUCAAGGAAUGGCAGGCCCGAUGGCAGCAGUCACAGCAUCUACACUCACCAACCCAAUGGAUGUGAUCAGAACUAGGGUUCAGGUGGAGGACAAAACCUCGAUAAUUGAAACUUUCAGUCGGGUUUUGAGAGAGGAAGGUGCAUAGGGCUUCACCAAGGGGCUAUCUGCUCGCAUCUUAUCUGCAGCUCCAACAGCCUUUGUCUUAGUCAUUGGUUACGAAACAUUGAAGAAGGUCAGUCUAAGGCAAGAAUUAGUGACAACUAGACACUGGUAGACAUGGUGAAGCAGUAUUUCAUUAAAACAGUACAAAAAUCCAUUGUGGCUUUUACUGCAAGGAUGCAAAACUUUGAGUAUCUUAUAUGCACCCUCGCUGUAUGCAAGUACUAAACUCCAGCAAUGUGGUUCUGUAGGAUUAUUAUACCUGUUUAGAUUUACAUACACUCAGGUAUUCUGUAUUGUAAAUGUGAUGUUUAAUGUAUGCAGAAGCAGGGAAUCAAAUCAUUAUGAACGAUUUUGUUUGUUCAGCCAAUAGUGAAUGUGUAAAAUGCUGUAUCAGCUUCAGUUUUUGACCUUCAAAAGUUGGGAUGUGUUUGAAAAAAAGUUUUAAGCUGUUUAAUAAAAGACUGCAGUGCUAACGUU
This is a messenger RNA of Pristis pectinata (smalltooth sawfish), 1470 nucleotides long. It is a transcript of the gene slc25a44a, whose product is annotated as solute carrier family 25 member 44a. The record is from RefSeq and is a predicted model, not a curated record. Gene Ontology annotation, molecular function: branched-chain amino acid transmembrane transporter activity. Gene Ontology annotation, biological process: branched-chain amino acid catabolic process; transmembrane transport. Lineage: Eukaryota; Metazoa; Chordata; Chondrichthyes; Rhinopristiformes; Pristidae. Gene Ontology annotation, cellular component: mitochondrion.